UAGUCGAUUCGAUUGUCUUUCUCUGAAGGAAAUAAUAUAUUUGAGAUUUAUUAUUCUUAAUCAAACUUUAAUCUAUUUACGAUGUUAUUGUGAAUUUCUAAAACGCGACAAGUGUAAUAUUGUUGUGGCACAGGAUGUGGGUGCCGACUAAGUCUCCUAAAUUAGCAGUUGCUGUUUUCAACUGGAAGGGAGAUGUUCGGUCCGGGUUGCCGUUGGAGAUAGGAGAGACUGUGCAGAUAUUAGAAGAACACUCAGGAUGGUGUCGCGGCUUCAGCACGAAGGACAGAUCAGCAUGGGGCAUCUUUCCCCUCUGCGUGGUGUCCGUACGGCCAUGCACUGUAAAGGGUUCUGGACCAACGGCCAUUGCUGAGCUAAAAGACGAUCCUCUAGUUCGGGAGAUCGCUGUUGUGCUGAGAGAAUGGGCGCGACUAUGGAAGAAACUUUAUGUGGAACGCGAGACUUACCGGUUCAGCGCCGUGGCGAAAGUCAUGAGAGAGCUGCUCAGCGGCAGACGGGCGUUACUAGCUGGGACUCUAACACAGGACCAGACCAGGGCGUUGCGGCUAAAGCUCGUCGCUAAACUUGACUGGGGGAACCGGAAACUGGGCCUGGAGCUGGUGCCGCGGCGGGGGGCAGCGGCGGUGGAGCCGGAGGACAUGAGUCUGGUGGAACUAUACAGGGUACACGUAGAAAGUGCCGAGCGCGCCGCUGCGUGGCGUGGGACCCUUCGCCGCGCCGGCGGAUCAGGCAGCAGCUUCAACUCCGGAACCCUCACAAACACGAGUCUCUCCAACGGCCCCACCACAGUCCAAAGCCAUCACCUCAUGUGCAGCAUGAGGGACUUCGGCCAUACAGCCGGCGGGGACGAAGCGGAACUCUUACUUUGGCUGCACGAUGCGAGAAGAGCACAGCCUUUGUCAGAGAGGUUCAGAGUCAGGAUAGCGAGGGACGGCUUCUCGAACUAUGUUGACAGACUACACGCGAACAGCACCUUAUUUGCAGACCUGUCAACAACGGAUCUCUCCCGCGAACUAUGGCUGGUCGCGUGGGUAGUUCGCGUCGGGCGCUGGGCGGGCGCGGGCGGCGGCGGCAGCGGCACGGGCGAGCGCCGCGGCCCCGUGGCUCGGCGCCCGCUCGGGGCUGGGGUGCUGCCGCUGACAGAGUUCCUCCGGCAGCCGGUGCAGGGCUCGACGGAGAAAGAGUACACUUUCAAGGUAUACCAAAGCGAAGAAAAAGACUUUCAUCAGUUACACGAUAUGCUGAUUCGGAAGCAGACUAAUAAAUGUAAUGUUUUACCAGGACAACCGAACUAUGGCAUUGUAGUAGCAUUACGACUACUAACCAACGCGGGCAGCAUCAACGAAGCCGUCGCUUCAGGCGCGACGGUGACAGCCAAACGGGGCUUCCCUGACGUCAUCAUGCCCGGAGACGUCCGGAAUGACCUCUAUCUGACUUUAGAAAAAGCCGAGUUUGAAAGGGGAGGGAAGAGUACAGCGAAGAAUGUGCUGGCUACGGUCACGGUGCAUGACAACACUGGACAGACUAUUAGUGAUUGCGUAUGGGGUGCGAGCGGCAGUGGUGCGACACUGUACGAGUCACUAGUGCUGUACCAUAACAACAGCCCAGCGUGGGGCGAACAACUGCGCCUCACCGUGCCGCUGGAGACCUUCACACUAGCACACGUUCGCAUCGAGUUCCGACAUUGCUCAACACGCGAUAAGAACGAGCGCAAGCUAUUCGGGUUCUCUUUCGCCCGGCUGAUGGAAGCGAGCGGCGCGACGCUACGAGACGGCGCACACGAACUCUACGUUUACAAAUGCGACGAUCCCACCAAACUAGCAACAGCGAGCUACCUAUCACUUCCUUCGUGUAGUACUGAUUCAGCCCGCACGCCCACUAACGGCGUCGUGGUGUCUUUCCAAAGAAGUUCCAAAGAAAACUGUACCAUCAGCACGCUUUUAUGUUCUACUAAACUGACACAGAAUGAGGACCUACUGGCGCUGUUACAAUGGCGUGCGCGGCCAGAGAAGGUGCAAGAAACGCUUUUGCGGGUGCUGCGGUUGGGCGACGGACUCAGUUGUGAAGAGCUCAUCAAAUUUCUGAGAGACGUCCUCGACGCGCUCUUCGCACUCUUUUCCACUGAGGACGGGAACAGUACGCCGCACUCAGGAACAGUGUUCUUGGUGCUGGUUUCCAUCUGCAGUCUGUUGGACGAGAGUCGCUUUCAGCAUUUCAAGCCCGUGCUGGAUGUUUACAUCGAAGAGCACUUUUCAGCUGCCUUAGUGUACAAAGGUCUGCUUUCAUCAGUGCAACAUUGCGCCGAAUGGGCAGCCGGCGCCGAAGGCCAAGAACCAAUCAGAAAGUGUCUCCGCUCUCUCGGCGCGGUGUUCCGACUCGCUGUUCGUUCCCGACGACUGUUCGCGCGCGCCACGGGCGGACAGUAUGAAGACAGCUUUAGGCGGGACGUGCGCGCAGCGCUACAUGCGCUUAAGGCGCUCGCGCAGCAUCCGCAUAGAGACCAUCUAGCCCCAGCACAGGUGGCCCUAAUGACAUCAUGGGCGAGCGUGGCCAAAGAAGUGGCUUCAGCUCUGGGGCCGGUGGAAGCGGCCCGCGUGACGUCAUCGAUGCUGGACGCGCCCGCCGCCAGCUCGCCGCCGGCGCUCGCCAAGGCUCGCCUCGCCGCCGCGCAGGACAUACUCAAGGGGCCGCUCGGACAGGAUCCCGAGGCCCGCAACAUAGUGCUAACAACCGCAUGUCACCACCUCCGAGUCCACCUCGCCCGUCGCGACGAGCUGUCCCAAUGCGCUGAGAUGCUCAGCGAACUAGUCUCACUGUUAUGGAAGAAGGAAGACCCGGACGAAGCGGUCGAUCCGGAUGAACUAGAUCCAGAUGUGGAUGUUCUGUGCCUGAACACGCUGGAUGUACUUGUGGAGACUGUGCUGCAUUUGAUUGGAGGGAAUUCGCCAGUACUGGGAUCAAUGGUAGCUGAUUUACUCGGCUGCAUGGAGCUGCUGCGACCAGCCCACUACCAAAGGCUGUGGAGCCAUCUCGCCCCGCACCCACAGGACCGAAAGCCGCUCAAGGAUUUCCUCAUGCGGGCCUUCUUGGUGUUCCGACAUCUUAUCGAACAAGAUGUAUUUCCGGCCGACUGGAUGGUGUUGAGAGUACAAAGCUGCAAAGUACUACUUUCCGCACUACAAGAUUUGGCCAAGCCCUUAUUGGAGAGGUUCUUGGGCGAUGAGCCUCCGCAGUUUGAUUCUCAACUAUGGUCGGGGUACAUGGAGCUGGGCGUGGCGCUGGUGACGUCGAGCGCGCUGACGCCGGAGCGCUGGGCGGGGCGCGGGCCCGACCGGCCGCGCAUGCGCGCCGCCGCCGGCCUGCAGGUGCUGGCCGUGUGGGGCCGCCUCGGUAAAGCACAACUCCACCUAGUACCAGGCGCGGUCGGCGCCCUCCUGGAGAUAACUCUAGUGGGCGAGCUCCGCCGCGCCGCCCUCGGCGCGCUAGUGUCCCUCAUGGCGAUGGAGCGCGAGGCCACCGGCUCGGCGCGGCGCACGGAGGCCGCGCUCGUCGACAAACUGGACUCGCUCGUCGCCGACAACAAGGCCGACGACCACUACCGCCGGCUGUUCGACUGCGUACUUAUGGAGCGCGUAUCAACCGAGGGUUGGCGCGAGGCUGGCGCGGCGUUCGUAGGCUGCGUGACGCGCUUGCUGGAGAGGUUGCUCGACUACCGCGCCGUCAUGCAGGGCGCCGAACACCGCGAUAAGAGGAUGGCCGCCACCGUCAACCUUCUUAGCUUCUACAAGAACGAGAUCGACCGCAAAGAGAUGUACUUACGCUACGUGUACAAGCUGCACGAUUUGCACAUCGCGUCAGAUAACUUUGUUGAAGCCGGGUGCACGCUCUUGUUGUAUGCAGAAACAUUGAGUUGGGAAAGCGACCAAGUUGGUGUAGAUCCAGAAUACCCCGAGACACCGGAAUGGAAGCGAAAAGAAGCUCUAUACAAUCAAGUCUUACAGUACUUCGAUCGCGGAAAGUGCUGGGAAAAAGGUCUACCUCUGCUGCGAGAACUGGCAACCCUCUACGAACAGAAGCUCUGCGACUACGCACGUCUGGCUCACUGCCUGCGAACCCAUGCGACUUUCCUGGACUCGAUAUUGACUCAACUUCGCCCGGAACCCGAGUACUUCAGGGUCGGCUUCUAUGGAAAAGGAUGCCCGCUGUUUGUGAGAAACAAGCAAUUUGUCUAUCGCGGCUACGACUACGAGCGCAUCGGCGCGUUCACGCAGCGUCUGCAGUCAGAAUACGUCGCUGCACACAUUAUGAUGCGCAACACACCGCCCGACGACUCUAUCAUCGCUAACGACUCGCAAUACAUCCAGAUCUGCAACGUGAAGCCGGUGGCGGGCCGGCGGCAGUGGGGCUCGGGGGCGCCGGAGCAGGCGCGCCGGUUCUACGCGUGCAACGACGUCAACACGUUCCUGUGCGACCGCCCGCUGCACAAACCUCCCAUCGACAAGGACAACGAGUUCAAGAGUCUCUGGAUUGAAAGGACGACGCUGGUUACCGAAAACACGCUUCCCGGCAUUCUUAGGUGGUCUGAAGUUGUAUCAAGAUCAGUUGAAGAAAUUCCACCUGUUGAAUUCGCCUGCGAAACAAUGGAGUCAACGGAGCGCGAGCUCCGCGGCCUCAUAUCGCAGUACACCGCCGACCCGACGCGCAACAUCAACCCGUUCUCCAUGCGGCUGCAAGGCACCAUCGACGCCAACGUGCAGGGCGGCAUCACCAAAUACGAGCAAGCCUUCCUCACGUCCGAGUUCGCGCGGACUGCGAGUCCGAGAGAAGCGGCUGCGGCGGCCAAGCUCAGGCGCCUUGUGGCCUCGCAGCUGGCUGUGGUGGAUGCAGGACUUACUUUACAUGGACGACUGGCGCCUGAAGAUGUCAAACCUUUGCACAGGCGGCUCGUGGAACGAUUUAAUCAACUGAGGCAAAACCUUGGGCCUGGCUUGGCCAGAGCUAGGCGGCAGAUGUCAGAAAGCAUUGUCAACACGCCGCUACCGCCAGUGCCGCAGAUGGAUAAACGAUCGCAGAGUGUACAACAGAAUGACAACUACUAUGAGGAUGGCCAUCUCUAUAACAAACCUAUCUACUCGCUAGAGGACUGCGUCGAGCAACGACCGGAGAGCAUAAUGUCAGCGAGUUUGCCAUUGAGCGGUGAAAAGAGCGAUGGUGACGACUCCAUGAUCAAGUCCGCGCCGCCUCUACCAUCGAGGCCCAAGUCCGGCGACCCCAGGAGUCCUACUCGGCCUCCACUCGACAAGUAUCGCGAUUCGUUGGACGGCGAGGCGGUGGCGGUGGAGACCCGCCGCCACAGCCGCGCGUCGUGGAGCGAGCCCGGCGACGCGCCGCCGCUGCCGCCGAGGGUCUCAGGUUCGGCGCGGUCUUGGACGGAGAUGCCUCCGGCGGUGCCGCGGCGGGCGCGCGACGAGGCUCGCGGGGGAGGGGCGGGCGGGGCGGGCGGGGCGGGCGGCGACGACGCCAGGGACUCCGGAGUCAGCGUCGGCGCCGGCCUCGCCGACCACAACUACACCAACGCCGGGGACCAUCGUCGCCACCACGUUUCAGAUUUCGAUCUGACUGUGGAAUCUCUGCGCUACGAGGAAAUAAUCUCAAUGAUGUCGGAGCCGCUGCGCGUCGACGAGGGCGAGACCCCGCCGCCCAUCCCGCCCAAGGGGCUCGGCCACCUCAGCAGCUUCGACUCCGGACACCACGAAAACGGCGAGACCAACUGCUAAGCCCUUAGGUAAGCUGUUUAGGAGAACUUAUCUAACCGUUUAAAAAAAAUCAAAGGCUAGAGCUUCCUUAAAAACGCUAGAGCUCCAGCUUAAGCUUUAGUAUAAAAUAUCCUGCCAAACUAUAUUUUAAAUUUAGAUCCUGUGACAUCGAGAUUAAAGUUCAAAGUUGCUUCCCGUCAAAACGGUAGAACGAUUAGCGCCUGUAAAAAUAUGUAGCAAUGAUUUUAGGGCGCCAUAUUGCUUCUCAAGUUUACUCCGUCACUUCCUGCAACUCGUAACUUUAAGCUUGUAUUAUGAGAUAUUCCUUUUUAUUGGGUAAUAUCGUAUUCGCUAGAAAUAUAGCAUUAGUCAAUGUAUUAUUUAAUUAGGCAUGCAUAUCAUUCAUUUUAGAGGUGUGACUGCGAAGUGUGGUUUGUGACGGUUUAUUUCUUAGUGCUACCUUUAGUUUUUAACCGGGGCCAUAUAAUACGUGAUACAGAAUUAAAUAAAAACUCAGAGAUACAUCGCCAAAAUCGAAUAAAUCGUUCCACUAAUGUAGAUACGUGCAAUUCCGCCAUUUUAUUUUGCGGUAACAAAGAGAAUCAUUUUAGUGAUAGCUCUGAGAGUUUAUUAGAUAUAAGAAGAUUAUGACAUGGAGAUUUGUAAUAGGAAUUGUUUUAGUGUGUGCAGAUUUUUUCUCAAUAUAUUAUGCACAAAUGCUAUUAUUACAUUUUAUUUUAAUAUUUUAUUUUAUUUGAGAAUAAAUGUAUUUCUAUUUUUUUUUAGAAUUUGUAAUAUAAUUUAUAUGCAUAGAUUACGUGUACACCGUCAAACCUGGAAAAGCUAUUGUUGCUCGUUUGCUGAAAUAUUCUCCGUUGCUCUUAGUUUUGCAUUUUGACGUAGCUAUAUUAUUUUUCACCACACCAGCUGGUAAAGGCUCUCUUGAUUGCUCAAAAACUGAUAAGAAAGUGAGGCAAAGUAAUCAAAUGCAAAUUUUGAGUUGUUUUCUUAUGUUUUCUGGUAGAAUUGACUUUUAAAUGACGAUUUUGAAUGAUAAAUAUUUAAUAACAUUCAUUUUGAAUCGAUUUGCUUUGAUUUUGUUUAAUAUUUUACAGUUUAUAUUUUCCUUGUCUUGGUGUAGUGAAAAAUUUUACUAGGCCACGGUUAUUAGUUAUUUACGAAAAACUAUAAAGCACUGCGGACUCUAAUUAAACCAAGGGAUUUGAUAGUGUACCUACAUAGUAAAAUUAUGCUUAAGCGAGAAACAGUAUUUCAGAUAUAUGUUAAAGCUGGCAGGUUUCACGGUAUAAAGUUACACUUGAAUGUAGAUAUUCUUGUAAUAAUUUUAUAUGAAAUUAUUAACGCGCAAUCAAUUAUGUAGUUAAUUAUAAGACAAUUUUACUUUGUGACAAUAGAAUCCAAUGUAGUCUGUUUUAUUUUAAUGAUCUUCCGCUACUGCUCAACUAAAUUCAUGCCAUUUCUACUAAGGCUGAUUAAAAAGCAAUCUAAAUACAUGCAUUUUUUUAUUGCAUCAGAACAAUAUAGGCAAUAAUGAAGUCUUUAUAAUCCUACAUUGGCAACAAUUAAGAAAUUGGCAGCAUUACCCUUUUCCAGGCAUAGUACGAUUUAGCGACUACAUCCGCGCCAAUACAAUUUCAACUUUAGAAUUCCGAUUUAAGGUUCAAAUUAGAUCUCACUUUCGGGAAAAGUGACUUGUCUUGAAAUGAAUCAUCAAAGCUGGAAUAAUUGGAAUAUAUUUAGAUUUUUUGGGAAAACCUAGAUUGGUGCGGCCUGGAAAAGGGUUUUAAAUGAAUACAAUAGUGCUUAAAGAUAACAUUUGCAUGAGAAUGAAACGCUGUUGGCAGCAAGCAAUAAAAGGUGCAUCCCGUCUGUUCUAUAUGUCCGAGUACUCAUUACGAGUUUGAUCUCGAGUACCUACCCAGUGUUAUCUAUAUAACAAUGACUUUCUUUUUAUGGACGUAUGGGAAAUACCCGCAAUUUGUAGACCUCAAUAUGGUGCAAUUUUUUCAUAUUUUUUUAUACAUGAAAUUCUCACAGUGUUUUGAAGAGUUUAUACCAUCUUAUUACAUUUAAUGUUCUAACUAUAUGUAUUACUAGAUUGAUGUGAGAUAUUCCAAAUUAAAAGUGAUUUAGUUUUAGAUAAAUAGUAUUGUCAUUCAAUUUUUCGGCUUUAAGUUUAGAUCUCGAAUGUUUUAUGAAUUUAUCUUUGAGAUGACUUUAAAUUAACGCAUUUAUACAAAAACAUUUUUUAGGCAUUCUUUAAAAUAAAAUGUGCGAACAACACAUAUUUCCGACUUCUUCUUACACAGGUUUUCAUGAUAACGUGAUAUUUUUAUACGUUUCUAUUCAAUACUGUAGUUUUUUUAUCUUGUACUCUUAAGACCUAGCUGUUAAGUUGACGUUUUCAACGAACAAUAUACAUGUUUAUUCAUAUGUUAUUAUACACUUGUAACUCAUACAAUUUGGUUAGUAUUAGUACAUGCAUGUUGGUAUAGUUAGUAAGCAAUGGACACUUAUCUAUUUGAUGUUCGGCAUCAUAACCAAGUAAUAAAAGGUGUUCCUAAAUGUGAUUUUUCAAGUUUGUUUCUUUGAGCCAUGUAUCUUAUCGAAGAUGAUCAAAGCUCAUCGAGACGCGUAAAACAAUAAAAUUAUGUUGAACAAGCAAUAAAACAGUAUGAGCUAACUAGGCAGCUAAAAUUGAGUCGCUUAACUUCAAACUCGAGUAAAUCCAUCUGUCAGAUUACCAAUGCGAUUUCGGUAUUAAGAAAAUGUAAUAGGGUAGAAAUUUGCUGAGAGGGUAAAAUGGAUUUACCCGAGUUUCAAGUUAAGCGACACAAAUUGUUAAAGGUGGUAAACUAGAAUUACUUGGUCCAUAUUAAGCACCAAGCUACCUUCUACUAGAAAAGUCUCGCACAAAUACCUCCCAAACAGUUUAAUUAACGUGGUAGUGCUGUUGUGGAAACAGGAAUCUGCAAGCGGUUCAACAUAUUGUGAUUAAAGCCAUCAUAGCGUGUCUAAGAUUAGGUUGGAAACAAACUAAAAAAUAUAUCUAACUUUUUAUAUAUGAUUAAUCGUAAAUGCAGUCGGACAUAUUAUGCGCAUAAUCCUGCACGUUGAAAAAAAUAAACGAUACACGAUAAAGAUUUUGAAAACGGGUAGGAAUAAUUUUAUUUUCCACCAACUGAACGAUAAUAUAAAAUACAAAUGUUUAACCUUGGCGGUGAAAAAAUACUGUUUUUUUAUAAAAUAGUUUAUUGAAAACAGAUUUACAAUAAUGGAAUGUUUCUUUUUUUUGCGCCCGGUGCUUAAUAUGUCUAACUCAUCGGUUAUACAAUGAAAUUUCAAUUAAAUAUGUAUUUAUGUUUCUGUGCAUAGUAUCAGGCUUAACAUUUUUAAUAAUGACUAAGUUACCUAUGUAAGUUGGGAUGAACUUGACUGAAAUUAUUGAUAGUUUGUAUGUAAUGUACACAAGUGAUUAUUGUAUUACUUUAAUGUAUCUCAUUAGGAUAGACUAUUAUCAUUAUUCCAUGUAGCUAAAACAUUAUUCGUAAUUAAACCAAAAAUUGAUUCGGCUAUUUUUGUAAACUUAACUAUUCUUUGGAUUCCUUAUUUAGUAAAUAAAUCGAUUAUUUCGCAUAGAUGCUACGGUCUUCCACUAAGAUUUCUACAGACUGUUCGAACUUCCUAUAGGCUAUUUUUAUGGCACUGAUUGAAUUUUGCACUUAACUAUUUCUAUCGUCAAAAGUAUGUCUCGGCGUUAUAUGAAUAUAGUGUAAAAGCAGCGAGGCGACAUAACGAUCGGGCACUAACCUUAACUACGUUUAUUUGGUGUUUUUGAAAUACUUAUUGAUAUUGUCGAUAAGACUUGUACAUUUAUAAAGUCAAGAAAUACCUACAAAUCUCCAGCUGAUAUAAGUCGCAAUCAGUAUUAUUGAUAUUUUAAAAUAAUAAUAACAUUUCGUUUGGCUGUAAGAACUUUAACUUCACUGUUUAUGAUUGGUGUAUAAUGUGGAUGGAAUGAUUGGUGUAAAAACUAGCGUCUAGUGGAGGCCAAUGCAAUGUUAAGUACAAAGCUUAGUCUUAAAUUAAAUGGAAAUUAUUAAAUAGUGAAGACAUGUAGCCAUUUGUAAUUGAAACGGUCUAUAUAAAUAUAUAGAAUGGAUCGU
Molecule: messenger RNA, 9961 nt
Organism: Cydia strobilella
Lineage: Eukaryota; Metazoa; Arthropoda; Insecta; Lepidoptera; Tortricidae
Gene: spg
Product: dedicator of cytokinesis protein 4
Exons: 35
Coding region: 135-5795 (1886 amino acids)
Biological process (GO): small GTPase-mediated signal transduction
Cellular component (GO): cytoplasm; plasma membrane
Molecular function (GO): small GTPase binding; guanyl-nucleotide exchange factor activity
Source: RefSeq, a predicted model, not a curated record